GCGAUAUCCCCUAUUAUCAAUGUCGCCGUUAUAGAUACUGGAGUGGAUCCAGACUCUAUACAAUGCUUUGAGACUUGCGGUGCUUCUUUUGUCUCAUCAGCAUCUGGCGAGAGCCCAUGGUGGUUCUCAUAUCAUCCCCACGGCACGCAAAUGGCGAAGAUCAUUACGGAAUUGAAUCCAUCUUGUCGGUUACUUGUGGCUAAGGUUGGUGAUUCGGUUAUGGAUAUGACUGUAGAUCGCGCUCUAGAAUGGGCAAUCAAAUCUGGAGCCGACAUCAUCUCCAUCAGUAUCGCAUUCUUCAAAUGUGACGAUAGGCUUCAGCUGGCCGUCCAAGAGGCAAUUAGGGCAAAUAUCGUUGUAAUAGCUGCUACGGCAGGAGAAGGCUACAGACAGGAAAAGGCAUAUCCUGCCAAUUUCUCUCAUGUUCUAAGCAUUGCAGCAACAGAUUACUGGGGAAAAGAGACACCUGAAAGCCUUAAAGAGCAUGCUGACUUCAUGUUCCCAGGAGAAAACAUUAUUGCAGAGACAUUCUCUCUCGGUUCGAGAAGCUCCACAGAUAAGGUUUCAGGCACAUCAGUGGCGACUGCUAUAGCGUCGGGCGUUGCGUCUUUGAUCCUAGCAGCCCACAGAUUGUCACUGAGCAAGCUUCACAGCCAAGUAGCACGGGAACAUCAUGAGAGCCUGAAACUACAAAUUGUCAAGGAUGUCUUCACCAAAAUGGUUGACAAUAAUUCCGCGAAGUUUGUCAAGCCUUGGCUGUUUUUCGGAGACUCAGGAGACCAGACGAUCUGGGGGGAAGCCAGGUCAACUAUGGAUUGGCUAUCGAAGAAAAGGUUUUUGAAAUGA
Messenger RNA from Trichoderma harzianum CBS 226.95, 846 nucleotides. RefSeq lists its product as hypothetical. The record is from RefSeq and is a predicted model, not a curated record. The annotation marks the transcript as partial. NCBI's taxonomy places the organism in Eukaryota, Fungi, Ascomycota, Sordariomycetes, Hypocreales, Hypocreaceae. Gene Ontology annotation, molecular function: serine-type endopeptidase activity. Gene Ontology annotation, biological process: proteolysis. The transcript is spliced from 2 exons.